This is a messenger RNA of Anopheles gambiae (African malaria mosquito), 1713 nucleotides long. RefSeq names its product dihydroorotate dehydrogenase (quinone), mitochondrial (gene Dhod). The record is from RefSeq and is a predicted model, not a curated record. Gene Ontology annotation, biological process: pyrimidine ribonucleotide biosynthetic process; 'de novo' pyrimidine nucleobase biosynthetic process. Gene Ontology annotation, cellular component: cytoplasm; mitochondrial inner membrane. Gene Ontology annotation, molecular function: dihydroorotate dehydrogenase activity. Bases 435 to 1631 code for a protein of 398 amino acids. NCBI's taxonomy places the organism in Eukaryota, Metazoa, Arthropoda, Insecta, Diptera, Culicidae. The transcript is spliced from 2 exons.
CAAAGGUGGAUUGAGCACGGUUUGUUGUUGUUAAAAGUGGAACAAAUUUAUUUCCCAACUCUUUUGCUUUUUUUUGUUUUAAAUGCUUCGGUUUUAAUCCGAUCAUUUACACGUUUUUUUGUAACAUAAAUGUGCAUUUUGCAACAUUAUCCGAUCUACCAGCACACAGUGUUCCCGCGCACCGCAUUGGUUUGACAUUAAUGGCAAAACGUAAACAAAAUCACCACAUUUCCCCCCACAGCACACGCACACCGUGGAAACUUUCACUUUCUGCACGAUUCACAAACAAGCAAAACAGUGAAGAAGUAUCAUCCGGUUCGGUAACGGACUCGUUUGAGCGCUCCUCCGUGUAAAGUGCAUUUUUUUUUUUAAUUAACGAACCUUUUCCGACAAAUUUGGCUUAACAAUAUUGCAUUUAACCUUGCCAUCAAACCAUGUGUGCAUGCCGCGUAAGAACACCGAAUAAAAUCCGCUCCUUGCUGAAGGUAACCGGGCUGGCGGCGGGCGUCUUCAGCGCGUACAGCGUGUGCCGGGGCGAUGAGAAAUUCUACAACAACGUGUUCAUGCCGAUCGUCCGGCUGAUACCGCCGGAAACGGCCCACGAUCUGGCGGUGCUGGGCGUCAAGUGGAAGCUGUUCCGCCCACCGUACCAGGACACGGACCGGUUGCGCACCCGGCUGCUCGGCAUGGCGUUCAGCAACCCGAUCGGCAUUGCGGCCGGGUUCGACAAGCACGGCGAAGCCGUCCAGGGGCUGCAGCUGAUCGGGUUCGGGUUUGUGGAGAUCGGCUCGGUCACGCCCGAACCGCAGCCGGGCAAUGCGAGACCGCGCAUCUUUCGCCUGAACGAGGACAAAGCGAUCGUCAAUCGGUACGGGUUCAACAGCGAGGGCCACGACGUGGUGUACGAACGGUUGCGGGAGUGCCGCGAACAGCAGCCACCGGACCAGCGUGUCGCCCUCGGGAUCAAUCUGGGCAAGAACAAGCUGUCGCUGGAUGCGAUCGCCGACUACGUGCAGGGCGUGAAGCGGUUCGGGACGUUGGCCGACUAUCUGGUGAUUAACGUGAGCAGCCCCAACACGCCCGGGCUGCGGACGAUGCAAAGCAAGAGCACACUGCAAACGUUGCUGACGGAGGUGCUGAAGGCACGUGCCAGCCUGCCGGCAAAUGAGCAGCGCCCGAUACUGUUGAAGCUGGCGCCGGACCUGUCGGAGGAGGAUCUGCGCGAGAUCGUGGACGUGGUGCGGGCGAAAGCGUGCGCGGUGGACGGGCUGAUCGUGUCGAACACGACGAUCGACCGGCCGGCUACGCUGCGAAGCGUCAAUGCCGGCCAGCUCGGUGGAUUGAGCGGACCGCCGCUGAAGCACCGGUCGACGGCGAUGAUCGCCCGGGUGUACAAGCUGACCGAGGGCAAGAUACCGAUCAUUGGCGUGGGUGGCAUUUUUACCGGCGAGGAUGCGUUCGAGAAGAUUGAGGCGGGCGCGAGCGCGGUCCAGCUGUACACGUCUUUCAUCUUUCACGGGCCGCCGGUGGUGCCGAAAAUUAAGCGCGAGCUGGACCGCCUGCUGGAAGCGAACGGUUACGCCAGCGUGCAGGACGCCGUCGGCAAGGGCGUGGACAAAUAUUUAGCAUAAAAUGUGAUGUGCUCCUCAGGAAUUAGUGUAAGCUACAAAAGUCGAGUCGAAAUAUAUCUGUGUAUUGUAUAUAGUUGCGAAA